CACGGGCGGAGGAGGCGGCGUGCGCCGUCGUGACGCGGCUGCGCGGGAGGGGCAGGUCCGAGGCAGCGACGGCGGCGGCCAGACUGAGAGGCGGCAACACGACCACGGCCCUCUGUCUCGACCACCAUGAGCACCAAACAGGUCACCUGCAGGUAUUUUAUGCAUGGUGUGUGUCGGGAAGGAAACCAAUGCCUGUUCUCACAUGACUUGGCAAACAGCAAGCCAUCCACCAUCUGCAAGUACUAUCAGAAGGGCUACUGUGCCUAUGGAACUCGCUGCAGAUAUGAUCACACAAGGCCCUCUGCUGCAGCUGGUGGUGCUGUGGGCUCCAUGCCCCACAGUGUGCCCUCCCCGGGCUUCCACAGUCCUCACCCUCCUUCCGACCUCACUGCACCUAUUGUGAAAACUAACUUACAUGAGCCUGGGAAACGUGAGAAAAGAACAUUGGUACUUAGAGACCGAAAUCUCUCUGGCAUGGGUGAAGAAAAGGCUUGCCCAAGUGUGGUGAGUAAUCCAGGAGGCAGUGAUGCCCAGAGUAGCCCAGAGAUGAAGCCGAAUUCCUACCUUGAUGCAAUAAGGAGUGGCCUUGAUUACUUAGAAGCCAGCAGCUCCUACAGCAGCGAGGAGCAGCUAUGCCCCUAUGCAGCCGCCGGGGAGUGCCGCUUUGGGGAUGCUUGUGUCUACCUGCAUGGAGAAAUGUGUGAAAUCUGUAGGCUGCAAGUCCUGCAUCCCUUCGACCCAGAGCAAAGGAAAGCUCAUGAGAAGAUCUGCAUGUCAACAUUUGAACACGAGAUGGAAAAGGCCUUCGCCUUCCAGGCAAGUCAGGACAAAAUGUGCAGUAUCUGCAUGGAAGUGAUCCUCGAGAAGGCAUCUGCCUCUGAGAGGAGAUUUGGGAUUCUCUCCAACUGCAAUCACACAUACUGCUUGUCCUGCAUCCGACAGUGGAGGUGUGCCAAGCAGUUCGAGAACCCAAUCAUUAAAUCUUGUCCAGAAUGCCGGGUGAUAUCAGAGUUUGUCAUUCCAAGUGUGUAUUGGGUAGAAGAUCAGAAUAAGAAGAACGAAUUGAUUGAAGCUUUCAAACAAGGAAUGGGUUCUUCAAUUCAGUGCGCCUCUGGGAUUUCAUCGAGAACCGAGAAAGCCAGCAUGUCCCCAACACUGAAGAUGUUGACAUGACAGAGCUUGGGGACCUCUUCAUGCACCUGUCUGGAGUGGAGUCGUCAGAACCCUGAAGAUAGAUGGUUGCCCCUGCAUCUUGGGCUCCGCCAGCAGAGCCUUUCCCAAGUAGGGUGUGCAGAGCUUCCUUUACUGCAGCCCCAGGUAGUGUGUUGCUUGGAUUUGAGUGGGGUUGUAUUUAACCUGGGCUCUCAUCCAUUCUCUAUUAUUACAGCCAUGAGAAGAGUGAAGGAUGUAAAGCUAACCUAACAAGUAUAUGGAAUCACUACUUUUAUAGCUGAUAUCUUAGUUACACCUCAAGCUCCUCGGGGGGGACCAGCUAAACAGCCAGACUGAGUUUUGAUUGAUUGCUUUUAAAACAAACUUGGCUCCUAUCCUUCAUGAGCUUUAGCUCCCUAGAAACUACAUCAACUUGCAGUUGCCCCUAAUGCAGAUUUUUCUUACCAAAGGAUUCUUCAUCCCUAAAAAUGAUUCCUUAUAGUGAAUUUCCAUAGUACUUUAGUGUGUGGUCAAAACCUGAUCUAAACAGGGCUUUUCCAGAAACAAAAAAUGGGCACUGCACGCCUUAGUGCCCCAGAUCAGAGCAGGCGUCUCACUGUUAUAUAGUCAGUAAGCAAAGUAUAAACCUUCUUCCUUGUAAUGGGGGCUCUUGAAGUAGCAGGAAGUACGAGGUGAUAGAUCAGGAGUACAGCCCCUCAUUUCUGGUUAGUAUUGUGGCCACAAUUGGAGGAAACCUUGCACAUGUGCCUCCAGGAAAACAUGUCCUUAGCUCUCCCCUGUGGGCGUGGUACACACGUGCUUUUUUAUGUGCCGCCUGCCCAAACUGUCAGUCUUACCUGUAAAAAAACUGGUCCAGACCCAUCAGUGGUCCUAAGCAUGUAUUUUUAUCAUCAGUUGUGAUUUUAAAUUGAAGGAGCAUAAUCUUGUGAAUCAGAACAAACUCACUCUAAGCCUGAAUUUACCUAUUUUUAUAAACAGUGAUAUCAAAUAUUUUGUAAAAUGUAUUAAAGUGUGGGUAGAAAAAAAAAAAGGUCUAUUCUUACCUGAGUUUAGAGUGCUUUAUGCAUAAUUUUUAUAGUUAACUCUUUAGUGAUAACACAGGCAAAGGCUGAAUUAAAUUCAUUCCUAGCAGAGGCUCUGGGCCCAUUUCGUGCUUCUUGAGUCCUGUUCCAGAAGGGAUGAACAAAUGGAGAGUUCAAGCUGUGAGCUUAACAUUACUCUAAAAGGAAGAAACAGCCAGUAAGCCUACAUUUAAUUUAUUUUAUUAAAAUAACAUAAUUGAGGAACCAUCAGAUAACUGUAUUUUGUCAGGCGCAAUAAAAACAAAAUUAAAACCCAAA
Messenger RNA from Myotis myotis, 2513 nucleotides. It is a transcript of the gene MKRN2, whose product is annotated as makorin ring finger protein 2. Bases 127 to 1173 code for a protein of 348 amino acids. Gene Ontology annotation, molecular function: ubiquitin protein ligase activity; metal ion binding. Lineage: Eukaryota; Metazoa; Chordata; Mammalia; Chiroptera; Vespertilionidae. Gene Ontology annotation, biological process: protein polyubiquitination. The transcript is spliced from 7 exons. The record is from RefSeq and is a predicted model, not a curated record.